AUGGCAGCAUCGAAACGACUUCAUUCAUCAUUAUUGAAUCGUGAAAAACAUAUUUCUACAUCUACAAAUACCUUCAUUGAAUCUCUCUUAAUACCUAGUACUAGUAUUUCUCAAACGACAGAAAAUCAUUUAGAUAUUUUAAAAGAUAAAGAAAAUUCUCAAGAUAAUCAACUAGUCGAUUUACAACAAUUGACAUUUCAAUUAAAACAACAACAAGAUGAAAAAUCGAAACUAUCUCAUGAAACAACAACGAACAAAUAUAAAAAUGCAAAUAUAACAAAGACAGUUGUCGAUGAAACACAGAAUAAUAAUGAAGAUGAUUGGGUAUUAACAACUACAAAGAAAUAUAUAUAUGUAAUUUCUCAUCUAUAUAUUCAGAUAUGUCCAGUGGCUGUAGCAUUAAGACAAGCCGGUUAUAAUGUACCACUUAGACCUUCAAAAUCAUGGCUUGAACGAGGUUCGUAA
This is a messenger RNA of Adineta steineri, 465 nucleotides long. Lineage: Eukaryota; Metazoa; Rotifera; Eurotatoria; Adinetida; Adinetidae. The record is from the annotation of a GenBank genome assembly.